Onychomys torridus (southern grasshopper mouse) is the source of this 985-nucleotide messenger RNA. It is a transcript of the gene Mrpl55, whose product is annotated as mitochondrial ribosomal protein L55. Gene Ontology annotation, molecular function: structural constituent of ribosome. NCBI's taxonomy places the organism in Eukaryota, Metazoa, Chordata, Mammalia, Rodentia, Cricetidae. Gene Ontology annotation, biological process: translation. The coding region runs from base 217 to 603 and encodes 128 amino acids. The transcript has 4 exons. Gene Ontology annotation, cellular component: mitochondrial large ribosomal subunit. The record is from RefSeq and is a predicted model, not a curated record.
GUCAUCGCCGCGCGACGCGGCGCCUACGGGAGACCUGGGUCACGGUGUCUCCGGAGACGGGUUCCUGCGUGGCCCGGCCUCAGUUUACCACCUACUGAGUAAAGUUCUGCACGGCGGUCUACGAGGUCCCUGCAACGCUGAGGUGGCGGCCGCAGCAGGUCCUACAUCUGGGCCAGUGACUGUUUUCUUGUGCCAUCAGAGCUCGAAGGAAAAACAAUGCCUUUGGGCAGCCUGCUUGGCCUGCUGAGGCACUGUGCUGUGAGGGCAGCCUCUCCCGCACCCUGCCACCUCCACACAUCCUCUUGGAGAGCUGACAGCAGCAGAGCUUCACUCAGUCGCCUGCGCCGCCAGGCCUAUGCUCGCCUCUACCCUGUGCUGUUGGUCAAGCAGGACGGUUCCACUAUCCAUAUCCGAUACCGGGAGCCACGGCGCAUGCUAGUGAUGCCCCUAGACCUGGAUUCCCUAUCUCCAGAAGAGCGCCGGGCCCGAUUCCGAAAACGUGAGGCUCAGCUCUUGCAGAAGAGGGAGGAGGAGGAGCCAGAGAUGAUUGACAAUUUUGACACUGAACGAUACAAACGGUUUUGGACCAAGACCAAGAAGUAACUAUGUCAGGGAGUCACACCAGAGACAUUUUGUAGGAUGGAGAGGCAUCUGCCUGAAAACUACAUUCUUGAAACCGCAGCCUCCUGUCCUUGUCUUUGAUGUGGAAGUCCCGGCCUGAAACUCAUCAUUUCUGGAAAGUAUGUGCCAGUUCAAAGCCAGAUUGAAAGACUGGAGUUAAAACAGAUCAGAGGGUUUAAGGCCCAUUUAGGUCAAACCUGUGGGUUUUUGUUUAUUUGUUGGUUUGGUUUGGUUUGGGCUUUUUUUGGUUUUUUGAGACAGGGUUUCUGUGUGUAGCUUUGGAGCCCUUCCUGGAAUGCUCUGCAGGUGAGGAUAUCUUUGAACUCACAGAGAUCCUCGUGCCUCUGCCUCCCAAGUGCUGGAA